AUGGUUGCGUUACGGUCCCUCGCGGCCGCCGUCGCCAGCGCUGCGCUAUUCCUCCAGACGUCUCUCGCCGAAUCCUUUAAGCGAAAUCCUGUCGACUAUGUCACCUUGAUCGACAAUGUCCAAAUAAACACCCCGUCGCAUCGAGUCAAUGCCCAGUCCAAGUUCGACCUCACAUUUACCCUCCACAAGGGCCACCAAACAGUUAGACUCGCCCUCGAGCCCAACGACGACCUCAUCCCCGACGAUCUGGCCGUCACCGUUCUCGGCGCCGAUGGUGAAGUCGCUGCCGCCCACCCCAUCCUACGAUCCGACCAUAAAGUGUUCAAAGGCCGCGCAUUUGUACAGCGCUAUGGCGUGCAGGGAUGGUCAGCCGCGGGCUGGGCCAGAAUCAUGGUCCUGAAGGACGGGGACGAGCCUGUUUUCGACGGUGCGUUCCGUAUCGAUGGCAACAACCACCACAUUGAGACAGCUGCCAAGUAUCGCCUGGUCAAACACGAGGGCGAUCCUAGCGUGCAGCUCCAAGACGAGGGGGCCGCGGGCAAGACCAUGGUUGUGUGGCGCGACUCGGACAUCACAACUCUUGACUACUCUCAGUCUGAGCUGAAGCGCCGAAGUGUCGGUAGCAGCGCACUCUGCGAUUCGGACGCUCUGACGUUCAACUCCAAAUAUGACCCCAUUGCACGAGACUUUAGCCCUCUACAGUCCAUGCCUACGCACCAACUCUUUGGUCGUCAGUCUAUUGAUGGUGGCUCCGGUGGUGAUCCUGCAGGUAAUUUGAUUGCUAGUAUUGGCUCUGUCGAUGGAUGCCCUACGACGAAAAAGGUGGCUCUCGUUGGACUGGCCACGGACUGUACAUAUUGGGGCAUUUUUGGCAGCAAGGACGCCAUUCAAAAGCAUGUUCUGGGCGUCGUCAACAAGGCCUCGGAACUAUACGAGAGCACAUUCAAGAUUUCUCUGGCUGUCAGGAACUUGACCGUCAUUGAAGCAAACUGCUCCAGCGGAGGCACCUCUGCGACGCCGUGGAAUGUCGACUGCUCGCCAGACUUUAGCAUUACUGACCGACUCAACACCUUCUCCAAGUGGCGAGGCAAGUCUCAGGAUAAGAACGCUUACUGGACGCUCCUGACCAAGUGUCCCACCGACAACGCCGUCGGUCUGGCCUGGCGUGGCCAGCUCUGCCGUCAGGGAUCUGCGCCCAACGGCGGCACCAACGAUACCAUUGCCGGUACCAAUGUCGUUGUCAAUGGCCCUACCGAAUGGCAAAUUUUUGCUCACGAGACGGGCCACACCUUUGGUGCUGUUCACGACUGUACCCCGGACCAGUGCCCCGUGAAGCCGAAUGCCCAGUCUUGCUGCCCCCUCAAGGCCGGCGGAUGCGAUGCCGGUGGCCAAUUCAUCAUGAACCCCUCCACCGCCAGCGGCAUUACACAAUUCUCCCCCUGCACGAUUGGCAACAUCUGCUCUGGUCUCAAAGGCAAUGUCAAGUCGGACUGUUUGACGGACAACAAGAAUGUUGAAACCAUAACCGAGAGCGUCUGCGGCAACGGCAUUGUAGAGCCCGGUGAGGACUGCGACUGCGGUGGCACUGAUGGGUGCGGCUCCAACAAAUGCUGCAACCCCAAGACCUGCAAGUUCGCGCAAGGCUCCGUCUGCGACCCGGCCAACGAAGACUGCUGUACCGACAGCUGCAAAUUCGCAGGCUCAGACACGGUCUGCCGCGCCAGCACGAGCGACUGCGAUCCUGAGGAAAAGUGUCCCGGCGACUCGGCCAAGUGCCCGCCUGACGAGCACAAGAAGGAUGGCGACUCCUGCGGCAAGGACCUGGAGUGUGCUUCCGGCCAGUGCACCUCGCGCAACCACCAGUGCCAGGUGGCCGCGGGCGGUCUGACGCACAGCAACAACACCAAGGCGUGCCGCAACGACUGCCUGAUGCUGUGUGAGUCGCCCUCGUUCAUGGGUGGCCAGUGUGCCUUUUACAACCAAAACUUCCUCGAUGGCACCAGCUGUAGCGGCGGCGGUCGCUGCCAGGACGGCCAGUGCAAGGGCAGCAACUGGUGGAAGGAGUUUACGCAGUGGUACACUAACAACAAGGCCAUUUCCAUCCCCGUCACCUGUGUGGUUGGUCUGCUGGUCCUUGCGAUCCUCUUUUCGUGUGUGUGCAGCUGCGUCCGCCGCGCCGGCCGUCGACGAGUCAGGAAGCCCGUCACCCCAACGUCGUCCAACAAUAGCUCGGCCGCGUGGAAUCCCUAUGCCAAUAAUGCACAAUGGCAACCGCAGCCUGGACCGACGAUGAGCGCUGCCAACGGGUUCGAUAUGCCUCCUCCUCCUCCGAGAAAUGAGUUUUAUAACAACAACAUGAACAACAACUCGUUUAACAAUGGUGGCGGUGGCGUGCAUGAUUUUGCACCGCCGCCGCACCCGCCUCCCACGUACAACUAUGGAAACCGCGCGACAGGGCCUCGAUAUGCAUAG
This is a messenger RNA of Akanthomyces muscarius, 2472 nucleotides long. RefSeq lists its product as uncharacterized. Gene Ontology annotation, molecular function: metalloendopeptidase activity. The transcript is spliced from 2 exons. Gene Ontology annotation, biological process: proteolysis. The record is from RefSeq and is a predicted model, not a curated record. Lineage: Eukaryota; Fungi; Ascomycota; Sordariomycetes; Hypocreales; Cordycipitaceae. Bases 1 to 2472 code for a protein of 823 amino acids.